Molecule: messenger RNA, 3597 nt
Organism: Schistosoma rodhaini
Lineage: Eukaryota; Metazoa; Platyhelminthes; Trematoda; Strigeidida; Schistosomatidae
Source: the annotation of a GenBank genome assembly
UGGUGAUAUAUCAAAAUGUUUCCCCUAUAUAAACAAUUCCAUUUCUUAACUUAUUACCAAAUUUCUAUGAUCAUUAUUGAUUAUAUCAUUUUAUUGAUUAUCAUUAAUCAUCUUAAUGCUCAAUAUAUUCAACCAGGUUUAUGUGAAACACAAUGUCAUUGUCCAAAAGAUGAAAAUGUAGUACAUUGUGAUAGACAAGAUCAUAUACAAGGUGUACCAACAAAUAUACCAAAUGGUAUUACAAAAUUAUUUAUACAACAAAGUAAUUUUCCAAUACCAAAUUAUAUUAAUCAAGCUAAUAUGACUGGUUUAGAAAAAUUAGAAUAUUUACGUAUUAUCUAUUGUAAUUUACAAGUCAUUGAAUCACGUACAUUUAUGAGAAUGAUUGAAUUAAAACAUUUAGAUUUAUCACAUAAUGCAUUAAUACGUAUUGAUGCAUAUACAUUUUAUGGUUUACAAUUGAAUAGUUUAUAUUUACGUGAACAACAUUCAUUACCUAUAGAAGGUAUGAUAAUAACUGAAGAAUCAUUUCAUGGUUUAUUAGCAAAUCAAAUUAAUUUAAGAGGUAAUCGUAUACAAUCAAUCAGUUAUGAAAUAUUUGGCAAAGUACCUAAUUUAGAUCGAUUAAUUUUAUCGGAUAAUCGUAUUAUACAUAUUGAUAAUGGAUUUGAAAGAUAUUUUAAUUAUCCUAAUAAAUUACUUGAUUUAACAGGGAAUCCAUUAGAAUGUAAUUGUCAUUUAGCAUGGAUUGUACAACGUAGUUUAGAUUGGAAAGAUAGUUUACCUGGAUUAAAUAUGACAUGUAUUCAUAUAACUACAACAGCAGAGAAUUCAAUACAAGUUAAACAUAUUUAUGAAUUAGUUAAAUUAACUCCAGAUCAAUUAUGUCCAACAUCACGUAUACAACAAAUUUUUAUUAAUAUAUUAGAUGAUCCUAAUCGUGCAUUAAUAUCAUGUACAGCAGUUACAGUACCAAAACGAACUAAUACUCCAUUACAUAAUAUAAAGAAUAUGAUUACAUCGAAUAGUAUAUUAAGUCAUACACCACCAGGUGUAGCAUGGCGUUAUAUUGAAGAUGGACAAUUACGUGAAGUAAGAUAUUUAACUUCAAACAAUAAUAAUAAUAAUAAUUCAAGUAUAGAACCACCAUCAUCAACUGUUCAAUUAAAUAUAACAUUAGAUAUAAAACCACAUAAAUAUACAUGUACUACAUGGGAUGAUAAAAAAGAAACAGAAGAAGUAAUAGUUACAUUAAAAGGACCAGAAAUGAUUCAUUUAUCAAAAAUCAAUAAUACCUUAGCAACAGAACAUGAUGUAACCAACCAUAAUAAUCUUAAUAAUAAUAAUAAUAAUAAUAAUAAUAAUCGUAAUUAUUACAUUAAACAAUCUGACGAUUUAUUAUUACGUAAUGAAAUUUUAUUUGAUCAAUCUCAUUAUUAUUUUUAUCAAAAACAAUUUACAUUAUUAGAAAUGUCUAUUGCUGUAAUUAGUACAUUUUUAACUACAUUAAUAUUUUUAUUAAUUAGUGCUAAAUGUUUACGUUUAUGUAGACAUUAUAAAUUAUUUCAUUUUUCAUCUAGUUGCCAUGGUAUUAAUGAUACUAAAUCAAUAUACCAACCAGUAAAACUAUUACAUAAUAAUAGUAAUAGUAAUAAUAAUAAUAGUAAUAAUAAUAGUAAUGAUACAAAUAUGAUUGAACAUAAUAAUUAUAAUAUACCACUGAAAUUUAAUGAUUAUAAUAAAACAAAUGGAUAUAACCUGAUAAGAACGCAUAUAAAUCCUUAUUCACAAAUGAUAUUAUCAACAUUAAAUAAUCAGAAUACUACCAUUACUAAUACUAAUACUACUAUUACUAAUACUAAUACUACUACUAAUAAUAGUAGUAGUAAUAUUAAUAAUAAUUUUUCACCACAAAUGAAUCAAUAUCCAAAUCUUACAAAUCAAUAUUUAACAGUUACAUGUACUGGUAAUGGGAUACCAUCAUUACCAUUACCAUCACCACCACCAUCAUCAUCAUUACCAUUUCAUUUAGCAUCAUCAUCUGGUUCAGGUACAAAUGAUGAUUUACAACAAAGUUUAGCAUUAUUAACAUCAACACCAUUAAUACAACAAAAUAAAUUAAGAAAUUUUUUAAAUAAUGAUACAACUACAAUUGGAUUAUCACCAUUUUUAGGGAAUACACAGCCAAAUAUAAGAAAUUGGCUUAUAGCGCCAGGAUCACCAUAUUCUAUUACAGGUAGUCAUGUAUAUGAUGUACCUAGAACAAUUGAAAUUAAUCAAGGUACACUGCCGAUGUCAACAGGUUUAGGGAAUCGAUCUAGUCUACUCAGUGAAUCAGAAUAAAAUAAAAAAUGAUAUAACUUUGAAUUGUUUUUGUUUUUUCAUAUUCUCUUCAGAUUUUUCCUCCUCCUUUUUUUGGUUUUUUUUACUAACGGAUACGAUUUUUUUUUGCAUCAAGCUUUCUUGGCAUACUUAACUACUCCAUUUAAUUACUGAAUCCAUUGUGUAUUUGAGCCACAAUUUAUUUGGUUGAUCUUUUACAUUAUUUAGUAUGACCACAUAUCAUCAGGUCUUUCUUUUCAUAAAUAGACACUUGAAAAAAAAACACGCAUUUUUAAUUACUAUACUACUUAUGUGAAUAUGUUACUUAUAUUAACUGCUAUUACUAUUACCAAUCAUUCUCAUACUGCUGCGGCUAAUUAAUUAUCAAUACAAUGAAAAACUCAUUGUUUUAUGGACAAAAAAGAACAAUAGUAUGCAAUGAGCUAAUUUAUCCUGCUUUUAUUUUUUCAUACAUCCCCUAAUCGCUCAUCCCUCUCCCUCCCCCCCCCCUCUGUGCCCAUAUUAAACUGGGACCAUGUGAUUAAAUGUUAUAGCUUUUUAUUCACCUAUUUCUUCUUAAAUAAAAUUCAAUAUUGAUAAUGUUUUUUUCUUUCUGUUUUCCUUUUGAAUAUCUUUCAAAAAAUACAUCUGGAAACAUGGAAACCAUUUUAUCUUGUUCACUUAUCCUGUUAUUCAAUGUUUCUACUGUAUAUUCUGUCAAUUAUUUGCUUAUUUGAUCAGAAAUUAGUACUUCUAACAGAUUCUAUAAACUACACACACACACAUCAAUAUACAUAUAAAACCUUAUACACAUUAAAGAUCUAGACGGAUGAGUAUACCAUAGUUACCAAUAUCUUAUUCUUUAUGAUCUAUUAUUUAAUCCUAAUUCAGUGAAUCAAUAUAUAAAUAGUCUACCAAAGGGAGUUUAUCUUCUUUCUUUAAAUUACUUUAUUUUUUCUUAUCGAAAUCUACUUGUAAUACUUCCCUUGAUUCUUCAUUUUUUCUAGUUUAUCUUUUUUCACAAGUGUUUACGUCACUUCAUCUUAUCUAAUCACCUCUUUUCAUUCUUGUUUGGCUCUCGAAAAUAUCAUGUUUUACUAUCUUCUAAUUUUUCAUUUGUUUCUCAUUGAAUUAAUACUGAAUCUUAAAUGGAAGAAUUUUUUCACUGGACUGGUUAGUUACUUGCACUAGUGAAAGUGAUAAGACAGUCUUUGUUGUAUAUAAUCAUAACAAUAAAACUUAUACUAAUUACGAAUAUAAUUUGUGCAUAUUUAU